Molecule: messenger RNA, 2099 nt
Organism: Chaetomium fimeti
Lineage: Eukaryota; Fungi; Ascomycota; Sordariomycetes; Sordariales; Chaetomiaceae
Product: pyruvate kinase-like protein
Exons: 2
Coding region: 176-1954 (592 amino acids)
Molecular function (GO): molybdenum ion binding; iron-sulfur cluster binding; oxidoreductase activity
Source: RefSeq, a predicted model, not a curated record
CCUUGUUCUGGGGCAGACGGAAACCGGAACAGAAAAAUGAACACUGCUUACCCCACAACACUUCACUGAAAGGGAUCGAGUCACGCACCGCCCUGUAUAAACCGUUUUAUUUGCGAUUGAUGAGACUUCGUCUUCUUCCCUACAUUUUAGACUCCUAAUUUGUAACUAAACAAACAUGUCGCAUCAAUCGCACGAAGAACCCCUUUCUGGGGAAGGGGAGGAGGAAGUUGACCUCUACGCCCCCUUUACCAGCGACACCAUCCUCGAGGUCCGCACAGGCAAGAUGAAGCUCAUGCCCGGUCUGACAGUGAAGUCAGCCAUUGACAAGUCACUGCACAACGAGCCGGUGCGCGUGACCGAGCUCGGCCUCGUGGGCGACGAGCAUGACCCGACGUUCCACGGCGGCAUAGACAAAGCCAUCCACGGAUACUGCUCCACACACUACGCAAGCUGGCGCGCCGAGCACCCCUCAGCAGCCGCGGCUUUCCAACCAGGCGGCUUCGGCGAGAACCUCGUCACGCGCCACCUCAACGAGCGCAACCUCUGCAUCGGCGACAUCGUCUCCAUCACCCGGCCCAACUCCAACCCCACCCUCAACCCCAAACCCGAUACCACCACCCUCACCCCCCUUGGUGGUGACGAUGAUGAACCCCCCGUCCUCCUGCAAGUCAGCCUCCCCCGCCAACCGUGCUUCAAGCUCAACCACCGCUUCCAGCUCAAGAACUUCGCCCCGCAGACCUGGCGCACGAGCCGCACGGGGUGGUACUUCCGUGUCCUCCAAACAGGCCACAUCUGCGCCGGCGACACCAUCAGUCUGGUCGCGCGCCCGCACCCGCGCUGGACCGUCGAGCGCGUGCAGGAGUUCUUGCAUCGCGAUACGGCGGAUGGGGGGGCUAAUGAGGAGCUGGCGGCGGUGGAGGAGUUGGGGGGGGAGUGUAGGGAUGUGUUUUGGGGGAGGGUGGUUAGGGCGAGGGCGAGGGUGAGGAGGGAGGCGAGCGGGGGUGGGAAGGGGAGGGGGGAGAAGUGGAGGGGGUUUCGGGUGGUGGAGAGGACGAGGGAGACGGGGAGGGUGGUGGGGUUGGUGCUGGAGGCGAGGGAGCCGUUGCGUGAGGAGGAGGAGGAGGUGGGGUUGAAGCCGGGGGCGCAUGUGAGGGUGCGGUUGGGGAAUGGGCUGGUGCGUGCGUAUUCGGUGGUCGGGGGGGAUCGGAAUCGGUUUCAGUUGGGCGUGGCGCUGGAUGAGAAGAGUCGCGGUGGGUCGAGCUAUCUGCAUGAGAUGGCCGUGGUUGGGCAUGAGGUGGAGGUUGGGGCCUUUACGGGUGCGGUACCCCUCGCCAGUGCCGCGAGUCACCAUGUGUUUGUGGCGGGGGGUGUGGGUAUCACGGCGUUUCUGGCGCUGAUCGAGCGCUACGCGAGCAUCAACCUCAGUGUGAAGCUGCACUAUGCGGUGCGUUCGGCCGAGGAGGUGCCGUUCCGCGAGCGUCUGGCCAAGCUGGGCGAUCGUGUGGUGAUCUACGACAAGGCUGCGGGCCAGCGGCUUGAUAUUCGCCGCAUUCUCGAGGACAUGCCGUGGAACUCGCAGCUGUACUUUUGCGGGCCGAAACGACUCAUGGACGAGGCCUCCAAGGAAACCAAGGCACGCGGCAUUGCGGAGGGGGAGGUGCACUUUGAAGCCUUUGAGGCGGACGUCUCGGGUGACCCGUUCGAGGCCGUCGUGGCCAAUAAAGGGGGCAAGACUAUCAAAGUGGGCGAGGAAGAGACCCUCCUCGAGUGCCUCCAGAAGGAGUUUGGCGACAUCGACUCGAGCUGCUGCGUUGGCAACUGCGGCACUUGCCGCGUGAGCCUCAAGGGAGGCCGCGUAGACCACCGGGGCACUGCACUCAUGGAAGAGGAGAAGGCCACGUCUAUGCUGGCGUGCGUGAGUCGUGGAAUCGGAUCUAUCACUAUUGAGAUCUGAGUUGGCAGGUGGCCGUUACAGCGCGCCGUGAGGGAUUUGCAUGAGCUUGUCCCGAUGACCGACCGGUUGCAUCCCGCAUUUCUUCGUUAGCCGCUCCCAGCCGAUGCUCCAUAGUGGUUGGGCUGGGCCUGGGGCAUUGGGCAGC